UCCGUUCCUAAGAAGUCCUCACACGAUGGGUGUCACAAUGAUCUUCGUUUGGAUGUUUCUGCCAAUUUUGGGAACUCUGCAGCCUGCCGCAGGGAGCACUACAUCUUUUUAUGAAACUACCACAACCACUCCUGAAACUACCACAACGACGACACCAGAGCCAACUACCAUUUUUGAAACUAUGGGUGAUGAUCUGUCUCUAGGACUUGCAAAUGGGCCAAACCACUGUGCAGGCCGGGUUGAAAUCUUUCACUUUGGAGGCUGGGUAAAAGUUUGUGGUGAUCUGUGGGACAUGGAGGAUGCGCAAGUUGUGUGCAGGCAACUGGGUUGUGGUGAGCCCGUCGCUGCUCUGAGAUACAGCUAUUUUGGUGAAGGCUGGGCAGAUCCUUGGAUGACUAAAGUGAAGUGUUCCGGCUUUGAAGAUGUGUUGUGGCAUUGCCCUUAUGAAUACGCAUAUGGUUCAUGUGGUUUUUAUGGAGAUGCUGGUGUCAUAUGUGCAGGUUCUGGACUAACAGCCCCUCCACAAACAGAGAGCACUACAACCACUCCAGAAACUACUACAACUAUGACCACCACUUUUGAAACUAUGGGUGAUGAUCUGUCUCUAGGACUUGCAAAUGGGCCAAACCGCUGUGCAGGCCGGGUUGAAAUCUUUCACUUUGGAGGCUGGGUAAAAGUUUGCGGUGAUCUGUGGGACACGGAGGAUGCGCAAGUUGUGUGCAGGCAACUGGGUUGUGGUGAGCCUGUUGCUGCUCUUAGAUACAGCUAUUUUGGUGAAAGCUGGGCAGAUCCUUGGAUGACUAAAGUGAAGUGUUCCGGCUUUGAAGAUGUGUUGUGGCAUUGCCCUUAUGAAUACGCAUAUGGUUCAUGUGGUUUUUAUGGAGAUGCUGGUGUCAUAUGUGCAGGUUCUGGACUAACAGCACCUCCACAAACAGAAGAGACUACUACUUCAAUUCCUAAGACCACCACAACAGAGACAACCACAGAAACAACUUUCGGCACUGUGGGUGAUGAGCUGUUUCUGGAACUUGUCAAUGGGCCAAACCACUGUGCAGGCCGUAUUGAAAUCCUUUACUUUGGAGGCCGGGUAAAAGUUUGUGGUGAUCUGUGGGACAUGAACGAUGCACAGGUUGUGUGCAGGCAACUGGGCUGUGGUGAGCCUGUUGCUACUCCAGGAGAUAACUAUUUUGGCGAAGGCUGGGGAAGGCCUUGGAUGACUAACGUGAAUUGUUUUGGCUCUGAAGAUGUGUUGUGGCAUUGCUCUUUUGAAAGCUGGCCGCAGACAUGUGGUUUCCAUGGAGAUGCUAGUGUUAUAUGUUCAGGUUCUGGAAUGAGCCCACCCACACAAACAGCAAGUACCUCUUACCCUCCAGUGAGCAUCACCAUGUAUGGACUGGCCUUGAGACUAGUGAAUUCAGCUAGCAGAUGUGAAGGUCGUGUGGAAAUCUAUUACGCGGGAUCGUGGGGGACUGUGUGUGAUGAUUCUUGGGAUCUCAAUGACGCAAAUGUUGUGUGCAGCCAGCUUGGAUGUGGAUAUGGUGUUGCAGCAAAGACCAAUGCUUAUUAUGGUCAAGGCUCAGGAAAUAUUGUCCUUGAUGAUGUGAGGUGCACAGGAUGGGAAUCCAGUCUGUGGGACUGUCCUCAUGCAGGAUGGCUCAAUCAUAACUGUGGUCAUCAUGAAGAUGCUGGUGUCAUUUGUUCAGAUGCUGGAUACACAACAUCGCCAUCCACAGAAACACCAGGAUCCACUACAUCAUGGCCUUGGUACACAACAACUGCAAGAUAUACUUGUGGUGGUGUCCUUCAAUAUUCAUCUGGGACUUUUCAUAGCCCGUUCUAUCCUGGAAAUUAUCCAAACAAUGCAGAUUGUGUGUGGGAAAUAGAAGCAGAGAACAAUUACCAUAUAAUACUUUCCUUUAGAGAUAUCUCGACAGAAGGUAGUGGAUGCCGAUAUGAUUAUAUUGAGAUAUAUGAUGGAGCACUCUACACUUCUCCUUUACUGGGGAAGAUUUGUUACAAUUCGACUCCUACUUAUACAUCAUCCUCAAACUUGAUGACAGUUAGAUUUCACAGUGACUCAAGUGUCACGAAGAGAGGGUUUCGUGCUGACUAUUACACCAUUCCAGCAGAUCAGAAUACUACUCUUCGGUGUCUGCCAGAAUACAUGCACGCAGUUGUUAACAGAGCUUAUCUCCACUCGCAAGGCUACAUUUCAGAGACUGUCAGCUUGAAUGACCCUUCUUGUAAACCAAACAUUACCACAAGCUAUAUUAUCUUCAAAAUACCAUACAAUGGCUGUGGCACAAGGCGACAGGGAAACAGCAAUACUAUCAUGUAUUCCAACUUGAUCAGAGCAACCACUUCUGGCUACAUAAUCAACAGGGAAAAAGAUCUUCACUUGCACAUCAACUGCAAAAUGCUCGAAAACACAUGGAAAGAAAUAAUGUAUGUUGCUGGGGACGAAAGAGCUAUUGAGAUCAAUGAAACGCAGUACAGCAGAUACGACUUGAACAUAUCAUUUUAUGAAUCUCCAUCCUUCUCACGGCCAGUGUAUGAUUCUCCAUACUACGUUAACCUGAACCAGAAUUUAUUCCUUCAAGCUUCAAUUAACAGCUCUGAUGCAAAUCUGGUGUUGUUUUUGGACACGUGUGUUGCAUCGCCUGAUCACAAUGAUUUUACAACAGUAACCCAUGACAUUAUCAGAAGCGGGUGUGUUAGAGAUGCUACCUAUGGUACAUACUAUUCACCCUACAGCUCCAUUAUACGGUUCAAAUUCAGUGCCUUCAAGUUUAUGAACCAACAUCCAUCAGUUUACCUACAGUGCAAAAUGGUGGUGUGUAGAGCAUAUGAUUAUUCUUCCCGAUGCUACCAGGGCUGUGUACCAAGGUCUAAGCGAGAGACAAACUCUUACCAAGAAAAAAUGGAUGUUGUUGUUAUUGGGCCAAUUCAGCUUCGGAAAGAUGCCACUGAGAAUAGGAAUGCUGAGCUGGACUAUUCUGAACAUCAGGAAGAGGCAGAUUCCUAUAGGUCACUUCUUGCAACUGCUGGUCAUUCCCAGACUCCGUUUAUUGUUACAGUUGUGGUACUUGCAGCUGUUGUUUUAACUCUUCUUGGGUUCCUCUUGAAAAAUAAAUUGAGGAAGCAGGUUCCAUACCAGCUGAUGUGAGAUGCUGGCAGCAGACGCUAUCUCAAGCCAUGUACCUAAUUAUUCAGUUGCUAGCUUUUGCACUCAAUAUCUUUUAUAUGGCAAUUUGUGCUUCAGAGGGAAAGUAUGAAAAACUUGCUUUAAUAAGUCUACCCUCUGAGUUCUGGUAAAUUCAGGCUAGAGCUGGGCCUAAGGUUAAAAUAUCCAAAUAACAUGGAAAGUUAGGAAAAGUUGAAAUUUAGGUCCCAACUCCCCAGCCUGCUGUCAUUUCUAAUAAUGGACUGAACUUCUCCCCCAUAUGUGACCCACCGGCUCCCUCCUCUCAGUCUAGAACCAGACUUUGCAGCUCAGGACUGUCUCUAGUCUAGAUAGUCCAAAAGAGUUUUCACAGUAUUCUGCAGUGAGAUUUGAUGGAACAACUCAUGUAAUUCCUAUACUACAAUGAAUGUGAAUAGAGGAAGACUGGUCCAGAGGGUUGAGCACUAACUUGGAAUGUGAGUCACUGUGUCACCAUCAACAGCUUGUGUCACUCUGGGCUUUAGUUCCCCAUCUGGGAUAACAGCACUUGCCUUCCUCUCAGGGGUGUUGAAACAAUAAAUACAUUUAAGAUUUUGAGUUGAUCAGAUAUUACCAUGAAGGGGAAUAUAGAAGUACCUAAGAUUGAUUGAUAGAACUUUGGUUUGAGAACUUUAUACAUAAAAAGGGUACUCUGAUAUGUUUAAAAGUUACUGGCCUGUAGAGUAGUUGACCUGAAAACAUAUACUGUGUAUCUGGAUUCUAGAUGUCCCAUACAUCUGCAAAUCCUGAUGUAAGCCCAAGUGUGUAGUCCAUCCUUUACUUCCAUUGGCUAUAGUGAGCCAUAUAUAUAUAUUUUAAUCCAAUACAUGUCAGUACAUAACCACUAGACCAUACCGCUAGUAUAUUUUUAGUGUAAAAAUACAUGAAAUGAAUCUACUUCUGAAUAUCUUGGUUAAUUAUUAUAUUUUAAAACAUUUCCAAUAACUCCAUGAAAUCUAAGGGUUUUGCUGAUAUCAGUUUUUGAAAUUUCUAUCCUUACCCCAUAAUUAAUGGCUUUGAAGUUCCAUUAUCAUGAAUGUUGGGGAAAAUGUUCUGAGAAAAUUAGAUAUAUGAGAUGAAUGUCACUGCAAUUGAUUUCUAAAGACUCUAGAGUGUUCAGAUCUGGGAUUUUCUACUGGGACCUUUUGUGGAAAUUAGAUUUAAAAAUUAAAACCCAAAUCUAAUUCAACUUGUCUGCAUGUAUUUUCUUUCUGUGUUCUCUAGGAAAUAGUCAAUGUGCCUUGUUGUUUUUCAAAUAUAUGUGGCUCAUUUUCUAGUCUAUAUUAUCUUGGAAAUUGUUUCAAUAUAUUGUGUUUCUGGGAAAUACAACUAUUAAACUCAUAUUACUAGAAUUGUCUUCUGUUGUACAAAUUUUAGAAAUUACCAACAUACUGGCUUUAAAAACAUUUAUUUUAUUCAUUUUUGGACCAGAUUCUGCCAAACUUACUCACAGCUUAAUAAAGACCAUGAGCAGUCCCACUGAAAUCAGGAGCAAUAUUAUGUA
Pelodiscus sinensis (Chinese soft-shelled turtle) is the source of this 4706-nucleotide messenger RNA. RefSeq names its product scavenger receptor cysteine-rich domain-containing protein DMBT1-like. Gene Ontology annotation, biological process: zymogen activation. Gene Ontology annotation, cellular component: plasma membrane. Gene Ontology annotation, molecular function: serine-type endopeptidase activity. NCBI's taxonomy places the organism in Eukaryota, Metazoa, Chordata, Testudines, Trionychidae. The record is from RefSeq and is a predicted model, not a curated record.